Molecule: messenger RNA, 2328 nt
Organism: Varanus komodoensis (Komodo dragon)
Lineage: Eukaryota; Metazoa; Chordata; Lepidosauria; Squamata; Varanidae
Gene: GLMP
Product: glycosylated lysosomal membrane protein
Exons: 8
Coding region: 7-1332 (441 amino acids)
Cellular component (GO): lysosome
Source: RefSeq, a predicted model, not a curated record
GGCGCGAUGCAGGUUGCGGGGCGCGCGCUGCUCCCGGCGCUGCUCCCGGCGCUGCUCUGGCUGGCGGGCGGCGGCGGCGGCGCGGGGCGCGACCAGCGGCAGGUGUAUCUGGAAUACAAUCCCGGCUGGAACAGUUCUGCCGGCAAUCUCCUGCAUGUCCGGGCUGUGGGUCUUGAGGACACGAUUCAUUACAUCUGGAGCACCAUUGGCGCGCCCACAGUCCUGCUGGUGUACACUGGGAGCACCAACAGCGCCCUCCACGUCAACUGGACUGCACUCCUCUCUCCCUCUCCCUCCGGAGCAAUCCGGGUCGAGCCGGCGACCAGCAUCUUGUAUUCCACAGCUGUCAUCUUUCCCAAGGUAUUCGAGUACAACGGCACCAAGACAUCAGACCUCUCCAAGGUGGACGCUGGCGACUUUUACCCGACCUACGAUUUGGCCAGGUUCACCUGGGACAGCCUGGAUGGCCGGCUGAACAAGUCCACCCUGACCGCUACCUUUCAGGGAGUCAGCUCCGAUCCUGGAACAGCCUUCUGGAACGGAAGCAUUUCCUUUCAGGUGACGGCGUACAAGGAGUCUGGCCGUGAUGCGUCCCUCCCGCGCCUGCUGCACACGGCCAACAGCUCCAAGGUCGAGUUCGUCAUGAGCGGGGUCUCGCCCCGGGGCAACCACUCGCGCUUUGCGCUGGAGGUGGUCACGGUGGAAGAGCGAGGCUGGCGGAGGCAGCUGCGCGCCGUGAGCUCCAUCGACGAUGAGUAUAGCCCAACCAUCUUUGAGAUGGCGCAGCUGGUUUCUGAGCCGCACGACACGGACGUCGGGCUGAGCUUCCUCCAGUGGAAGACGGCGGCAUACAGCUCCCGGCACGCCGAGCGGAUAGACACCGUCCAGUGCCGGUACUACCCUCUGCGGACAGCAAACCGCACGGUGCCCCGGCCCAGCAUUGCCCUCGCCUACUUCGGGCAGGAGCUGGAGAGAGACCACGCCGUGGCCGCCGUCAACAUCUCCUUCGGCAGCGAGGACGACGAGGCUUACCAAGAAAAGGGCUACCUGAGCUGGUCCGCGCUGAUUGGCUUCGGCGAACCCCCCAUGGACUCCUUCUCCCCACUCGUGAUCGCGAUCCUUGCUGUGGCGCUGGGGGCCCCCGUGGUGCUCCUGGUUGUGGGGAGCCUCGCUGUGCUCGCCGUGGGGAAUAAGCGGCAUUCCGAGGAUGGGGAUGCUGGAGCACAGUCCUCGUGCCGCGAAUCUUCCAGGAAGGCUCAUCGCCGGGCUUUCUCCCCAUGUUGGUACAGGGACACCAAAGCAGCGGGAGGACAGACGGGGGACAGCUUCUGAAAAGGGGUAGCCUAGGUUGAGAGUCUGACUGGCCCAAGGUCAGCCAGAGGAGUCCGUGGCUGUGUGAAGACUGGAGCCGGUCUCAGUUCUAACCAUGAUAUCCCACUGGCUCUCCUGUUCCUUCAAAAAUACGUUCUGAAUGUGGGAAGCGCAAGUGGAAUGACUGAAAAGCAGAGACCACUUCUCUCUAAGAAGAGGGCCAAAGCAGUGGCGAACCUUCUAAUACAUGAGGGGAGCAACUUAACGGGGAAGAGGAAGAUGUGAAGGCAGCUUUGGAAGCUGUGAAGGUCAUACCUUUGCCCCUUCGCUGAGGGCACUGCUCUCCCAGGACACAGUGCUAGAAGGAAGGAUGCCCAACAGGACAAAAUACAGAACAGAUUCAACAAAAUGGGUGCAGCUGCAUUAUGGCUGAGUUUUGCACGAGUGGCGUUUCCGAGCCGUCCCCCAGUCCAGCAAGAGGGCAUGAAUAACCCAGGCCGGAUCCUGCCCGCUUUUGCACACUGCAAGGCAAAACCUCCUCCUGCCCCCAGCGUUCUCCACUGUGUCUGCAUGUCUCGCCCCACAACUAGUCCCAGCAUUUGGGGCGCGCACUCUGUGCAUCGAUGCAGCAUCGAGCUCCGUCUCUCUAGCCUCCCGCUCGGCCAUGGAACAGAGAAGCUGCAAUGCACGAGCGGAAUCGCCAGCUGGGGCUCAUACGGUCAAAAUACGCUUUCCCUCUGGCAUCCUUGAUUAGCACACGAGCGACAUGGUUGUGAGUAAAAUCAGACUCUCAUACAGCCUGGAUUUUUGUUCCUCUGGUUUGGUAUGAAUUUAAGUGCAAUUUUCUGGAGUGGGGCUGGGUGUAUGUAUGCAUGGGAAGCUAGACCUGAAGCUUCCUGGCUUUCAAGCUGGGGAUGAUGCAGUUAAGCAAUGCAAAACUUCCCCCGGCAUAUAUAACCUUUCUCAUGUAACUUAAGAAUCACGGGUUGGAUAAAAGUGGCCCUAAAUUCAACCUGA